ACUUUGGUGCCCCUCAUGAACGGAGCCUCCCUGCCCGCCUCCAUCAGCAUCAACAGUCGGGCGGCGGCGGCUGCAGCAGCCUCGUUGGCGGCUAUCUCCGGGGCGCCGCCGACUCCGCUGCAAGUCUCGGUCUCCCAGGCGCAGCAGAGCCAGCAGCAGCCCGGGGAAGGGGGUGGGCACAAGCGGCCCGGCUCGGUGUCUUCGUCGUCGUCGGGGCGGUGGGGCGGCGGCGGCGGCGCCAGCGAUCAGGAGGGCAAGGACAAGGGGCAGCAGCAGGCGGCGCGAGGCUCGGCGGACCCUCUGGACCAGCUCGGCGUGGAGAGCAAAAACCGGGGGGCAGCUGCGGGCUCGGAGCAAGAGUGGCUGGGCAAGCCCAAGACGGUGCGUGACACCCUGCUGGCCUUGCAGCACAGCGGCCACGCGGCGCCCUUCGAAAGCAAGUUCAAGAAGGAGCCCAGCAUGGCGGGAGGGAGGCUGCUGGGCUACGACAGCAACGGGGCCGCGGCCAAAUCAGGGGCACGGGCUGCAAGGAAGAGAAAGGCUUCUCCAGAGCCAGAAGGUGAAGCUGGACCUCCGAAAAUCAAUGGCGAGGCACAGUCAUGGUUACCCACCUCAUCAGAAGGGAUGAAAAUACCAAUGGCAGCUGCAUCUUUCAUGUCCCCCCCACCACCAACUGCUUCACCUCAUUCUAAUCGGACCACACCACCGGAGGCAGUUCAGAAUGGUCAGUCCCCUAUGGCUGCACUAAUUUUGGUUGCAGACAACGCUGGGGGCAACCAUGCUUCCAAAGAUGCCAACCAGGUCCACUCCACCACAAGGAGGAAUAGCAGUAGCCCCCCUUCUCCAUCCCCUAUGAACCAAAGAAGGCUGGCCAGGGAAGUGCCAAGCCAAGGGGCAAAUCCUGGAGGGAUGGAACCAGUGCACCCUGUCAGCCUCCCAGACUCUUCUCUGGCAGCAAGCGUCCCCCUCUGCUGCACGCUGUGUCACGAGCGUUUGGAAGACACCCACUUUGUGCAGUGUCCCUCCGUUCCAUCUCAUAAGUUUUGCUUCCCUUGCUCCAGACAGAGCAUCAAACAGCAAGGAGCUAAUGGUGAGGUGUAUUGUCCUAGUGGGGAGAAGUGCCCCCUAGUGGGUUCCAAUGUCCCAUGGGCCUUCAUGCAAGGGGAGAUUGCAACCAUUCUUGCAGGAGAUGUCAAAGUGAAAAAAGAGAGGGACUCGUGACUUUUCCAGUUUUUCAAUGCAACAUCAACUUUAACAUAAAACUGCUUGAACUGUAUAUACCUAUAAAUAC
This is a messenger RNA of Python bivittatus (Burmese python), 1291 nucleotides long. It is a transcript of the gene IRF2BP2, whose product is annotated as interferon regulatory factor 2 binding protein 2. The record is from RefSeq and is a predicted model, not a curated record. NCBI's taxonomy places the organism in Eukaryota, Metazoa, Chordata, Lepidosauria, Squamata, Pythonidae. Gene Ontology annotation, molecular function: transcription corepressor activity. Gene Ontology annotation, cellular component: nucleus. Gene Ontology annotation, biological process: regulation of transcription by RNA polymerase II.